CGAAACAUCUAUACAACCACAGUCAUUCUCCAAUUGCUGAAAGUUAUAUACGCGUGUACGGCCGCUUGCAUUCUUAUUUCAUUCAUUUGCGCAGGUCGAAAAGCCCCUUCAGCGGGAUUCCUUAGACUUUUCAGCGGCAUUGAAGACUUCCGGAACCCAUCCCAAUCUCCAUCGUCACUCUCCUCCUCUCAAACAAUGGCAUCGCGAACACUAGCAGUCUACCAAAAGGACGGCACACUGCGCAACCUCGCCACCGCCGUCUUAUCAUGCCACCCCAUCACCACCCUCCCGGACGACGACCGCAGCUUCUUCAAAGCCGCCGCAGACACCGACUACAUCGUCGCAACCCGCGAAACUAUCUUCCAUCCCCAAGGCGGCGGACAGCCUAGCGACACCGGCUCCAUAAAAUCCUCGUCGCCCGGAUCAGACAUCCAAUUCGACGUUAAGUCCGUGCGCAAGCUCCCCAAAGACCGCAUUCUGCACCAGGGAACCUUCACCUCGCCCGCGGAGAGUAGUAGCGGCAUCUUCUCGGAAGGCCAAACGAUCGUGCAGGCCAUCGAUGACGAGAAGCGAAACUUCCAUUCCCGGCUGCACACCGCCGGGCAUCUCCUCGGCCUCGCGGUGCGGCAGCUUGCGGAGUCGUCGAUUCCGGAGCUGGGGAGGGUGACAGAGGGUAAGGCACAGCAUACGCCUGGGUCCGCCGCUGUGGAGUAUUCUGGGUUGAUUGCUGGAGAGCAUAAGAAGGCGAUCCAGGACCAGGCGAACGAGUUGGUGAAGCAGGGACUUCCUGUGAAUGUGUUUUGGUGGGAUGAGAAGACGACGAGGAGUCAGUGUACGGCGGUGCCGGCGGAGAUGGCGGUGCCAGAGGAGGGGGUGUUUAGAGUGGUGGAGGUAGAGGGUGUCGGGUCGUAUCCGUGUGGUGGAACGCAUUUGCCAAGUACGAGGGAUGUGGGGGGCAUUGUGGUGAAGAAGAUUAGUAGGUCGAAGGGAGUUAGUCGGAUUUCGUAUGAUAUCACAGAUGCAGCGUAGGUAGUACGAGGGUAGAAGAUCUUUUAAAGUUUCUGUUGAAGUUCUCAGGCUCAAGCAAAAGAUUGCAGUCCGUACACUCAUUUACCGCUGUGGGAGGAGCUUGAGAUUACUUUCAGCAUUGUCAAUAAGAGAAAAGUUAAGCAAUUUGGACAACUGGUUACCUUGUGAGGCUACCCCAGACAGCGCCAACACGGUGUACGCAGAUAGCAAGUGUAUCCACUGGCCCCAGUUUCUUUUAGUACGUUGGAGUCCCAUAGACAGUCGCAGGAACUAAGAUGCUAACCCUGAACCCGUUUCAUCUGGUUUCUCGUAGC
Mytilinidion resinicola is the source of this 1343-nucleotide messenger RNA. RefSeq names its product threonyl/alanyl tRNA synthetase. NCBI's taxonomy places the organism in Eukaryota, Fungi, Ascomycota, Dothideomycetes, Mytilinidiales, Mytilinidiaceae. The transcript has a single exon. Gene Ontology annotation, biological process: alanyl-tRNA aminoacylation; regulation of translational fidelity. The coding region runs from base 196 to 1029 and encodes 277 amino acids. Gene Ontology annotation, molecular function: nucleic acid binding; alanine-tRNA ligase activity; Ser-tRNA(Ala) deacylase activity. The record is from RefSeq and is a predicted model, not a curated record.